Messenger RNA from Sinocyclocheilus rhinocerous, 7180 nucleotides. RefSeq names its product WD repeat-containing protein 17-like. The transcript is spliced from 34 exons. The coding region runs from base 496 to 6306 and encodes 1936 amino acids. Lineage: Eukaryota; Metazoa; Chordata; Actinopteri; Cypriniformes; Cyprinidae. The record is from RefSeq and is a predicted model, not a curated record. Gene Ontology annotation, molecular function: protein binding.
UUGAUUGGAGAAGUAUUUUAUUGGAGAAGUCUGGCAUUCAUCACUAGAAGAUUGAGUUAUUUGAACAUGAUGUAUUCUUUGCUGAAUUAGGUGAUUGCGUUAAAAUGCCCAAAUUAAUAUUUAUUGCUUUAAUAUAACAUCAGUGAAACUACAAAGCUGGCACAGAAGUAUGUAUAAUUACAGUGCAAAAUAGGAUAAAAGUAUGUGAGAAUGUUGUUGCUACAGCUCCAGCUCUCUAUUACAUCAGUGUACGAAUUCCUCGCAUCAUUUUGUUUACUCUUUGCUGAUAUAGCCUAGUGCACUCAACUGUCAUGCACUAUAUAGGGAUUAGAGAAUGAGUGAACAAGUGAGUGAUAUCGGACAGAGCAGGAGAGUCAACAAUGAGGGUCUAUUCCUGUGCUAGUGGACCUUGAAUCUAGGGUUAUUCAGAAUCAACUAUUUUGGACUCACUAACUUUAAUGUCUGUUUUCACAACCCCACACCUGUGUUUUUUAUAUGAUUGCUGAGAUCAAUGGACAUGUUGCAGAUCCUCAGUGGUGUUACUGGCAUCUCUUCGCCCAGGUAAAGAUGUCUCAGGUGAAGCAGGUUGGCCUGUUGGCCGCUGGAUGCCAGCCCUGGAACAAAGACGUGUGUGCUGCCAGUGGGGACAGGUUUGCGUAUUGUGCCACGCUUGCCAUAUAUGUGUACCAACUUGAUCACAGAUAUAAUGAAUUUAAGCUGCAAGCAAUCAUGUCUGAACACAAAAAGACAAUCACAGCUAUAUCGUGGUGUCCACACAACCCUGAGGUGUUUGCCAGUGCUAGCGCUGAUAACCUGCUCAUCAUCUGGAAUGUAGCCGAGCAAAAGGCGGUUACACGGCUUGACAACACCAAAGGUAUCCCAGCUUCUCUAAGCUGGUGCUGGAAUGCAAGUGAUAGCAUUGCGUUCGUAUCCCACCGGGGUCCUCUGUAUAUAUGGACCAUCUCUGGGCCAGACUUAGGAGUCACAGUGCACAAGGAGGCUCACAGUUUCCUCUCAGAUAUCUGCCUGUUCCGCUGGCAUCCACUGAAGAAGGGAAAAGUGGUAUUUGGACACACUGAUGGCAGUUUGUCCAUCUUUCAACCAGGCUCAAAGAAUCAGAAGCAUGUACUGCGUCCCGAGUCGUUAGAAGGCACAGAUGAAGAAGACCCUGUCACAGCUCUAGAGUGGGACCCUCUCAGCACAGACUAUCUGCUGAUUGCCAACAUGCACAAUGGCAUCAGACUGCUGGACUCUGAAUCUUUAUCCUGCAUCACUACCUUUAGUUUCCCAAGUGCCGCUGCCUCUGUGCAGUGCCUGGCUUGGGUCCCCAGUGCCCCUGGCAUGUUUAUCACAGGGGAUUCUCAAGUUGGCGUGCUGAGAAUAUGGAACGUAUCAAGAGCGACACCUCUGGAUAACUUCAAACUGAAGAAAACCGGCUUCCAUGCACUUCAUGUUUUAAAUUCCCCACCAGCGAAGAAAUCUUUCAGCUCGAAUUCCCCUUCCAAGAAUCACUACACCUCCUCCACUAGCGAGGCUGUGCCUCCACCUACUCUUUCACAGAACCAGGCCUUCUCCCUCCCACCCGGCCACGCUGUCUGCUGUUUCAUGGAUGGGGGGGUUGGACUAUAUGAUAUGGGCACCAAAAAGUGGGACUUCCUUCGGGAUCUGGGUCAUGUUGAAACCAUCUUUGACUGCAAAUUCAAGCCAGAUGACCCAAACCUUCUAGCUACAGCUUCAUUUGAUGGGACUAUAAAAGUUUGGGAUAUAAACACCUUAACUGCUGUGUACACAUCUCCGGGAAAUGAGGGAGUGGUUUACUCGCUGUCGUGGGCCCCUGGAGACUUGAACUGCAUAGCAGGAGCCACAUCAAGGAAUGGUGCCUUCAUUUGGGAUGUAAAAAAAGGAAAAAUGAUCACAAGAUUUAAUGAGCAUGGGAAGAAUGGUAUUUUUUGCGUUGCCUGGAGCCAUAAAGAUUCCAAAAGAAUAGCCACAUGCAGUGGUGAUGGAUUUUGCAUAAUUCGAACCCUUGACGGCAAAGUGUUGCACAAAUACAAACAUCCAGCAGCAGUAUUUGGCUGUGAUUGGAGUCAAAAUAACAAAGAUAUGAUUGCCACUGGCUGUGAAGACAAGAAUGUUCGAGUCUAUUACUUGGCCACCAGUUCAGACCAGCCACUAAAAGUCUUUACAGGUCACACGGCCAAAGUAUUCCAUGUGCGUUGGUCACCUCUCAGAGAGGGCAUACUGUGCAGCGGCUCAGAUGAUGGGACUGUCCGUAUCUGGGAUUAUACCCAAGAUGCCUGCAUUAACGUGCUGAGUGGCCAUACCGCUCCAGUACGGGGUCUCAUGUGGAACACAGAGGUGCCGUACCUUUUGACCUCAGGGAGCUGGGACUACACCAUCCGUGUCUGGGACACCAGAGACGGCACCUGUCUAGACACUGUAUAUGACCAUGGAGCAGAUGUCUAUGGUCUGACAUGUCACCCCAGCCGUCCGUUCACCAUGGCUUCCUGCUCCAGAGACUCUACGGUCAGACUUUGGUCACUCACUCCUCUAAUUGCUCCCUUAGUGGUCAACAUCCUUACUGACCACAGCUGGGAUGACAUCAUUGGCAACACAGAUCGUGCCAUGGUGCCUGGAGCUCCUCCCCUCCUGUGUGGAAAAAUUUCCAAAGAUAUCAAACAGGAGCUGGAUAAGCUCUCUAGUGACGUGCGCAUGAAGAAGCUCAGAUGGUUCUCUGAGUGUUUCUCACCACCAGGUGGGAGUCAUAACCUUUGGGAUCUGGUUGCUGUAAUCAACGGACAGGAUGAUAGUCUUCUUCCACAGAACUAUGGACAGGGCAUCAUGCAUAUGAAACAUCUGGUCCGCUUCAAAACUUCUGAAGCACAAGAGCUGACUAUAGUAAAGAUGUCAAAGUUUGGGGGUGGUAUUGGAGCGCCUAGUAAAGAAGAAAGGCUCAAGAAUGCAGCAGAAAUCCAUAUCAGACUUGGUCAAAUCCAGAGAUACUGUGAGCUUAUGGUGGAACUAGGAGAGUGGGAGAAGGCUCUUUCUGUGGCCCCUGGUGUCUCCAUGAAAUACUGGAAAAAGCUCAUGCAAAGAAGAGCAGACCAGCUUAUGCAAGAAGGCAAUGAUGAUGUCAUCCCGUACUGCAUUGCCACUGGUGAAGUGAAAAAGUUGGUGAAUUUCUUCACUUCUAGAGGUCAGCUGAAAGAAGCUGUGCUGGUGGCUCAGGGUGCUUGUGAGGGCAAUAUCCAUGGUCCUCAGAUCACAUCAAUAAACCAUGCCGCAAACUCAGACAAUGAUAACAUAGAAAAAUACUGUGGGAUGUUGCACAGAGUGUGUAAAGAGCUGGCCGAGUGGUAUUUCCAAGAUGGCCACGCUGUUUUGGCUGCUUGCUGUCAUCUAGCUGUAGACAACGCAGAACACGCCGAGUCUUCUUCUACCUCUGCCACCGGAUCCAGCGCCUCCUCCCAGGGUUCGGAAGCACGCUCCGAUGGAUCGGUUUCUUCCCCCCGGGGAGAGGGCUCGGCACUCAGACUGUCGUCCUCCGAGGAGGGCGAUGGCAAGGGCGCCGAAGGACCCCCUCAGUCUGCACAGUAUGAGGAGCUCGUGGAGUGCGGUUAUAGGGCGAUGCCCCGGGUUGAACAGACGCUCGCGAGCUAUCUGUCUCCCGGUGAGGCAUCAUCCCUUAAAGCCCCGGCACUGCCCACCAAGCCGCUUCAUACCACGUCAGCACUGGUAGGCAAAGGGUACACGGCAGCAGGUCAGGCUGGUGCAUGCCUUCACACAAUGGCUGUUCUUCAGGCAUACCAAGCAGACCUGCUUAAAGAGUUAGAUGAGCAUGAGGAAGUUAAAGCCGAUGAUAUUAGUGAACUCCGGCGAACUGCUGAUUUGUCUCUCUGCGCCACGAAAGAGACCGCCAAAGCUAUCAGGCGGGUCUUCCUGCUUAACGCCCCGCUUGUGCCUUCUGGCCUGUUCGGCGACGCCGUCAAUUCCGUCAUCGACAGGUUUCAGGAUGCUCAUAAACAAGUGGCAGCGUUUCAGCAGUUCCUCCCUCGCCGCUCUCUAGCUCAUGGGGCUGCUGGCCGGGAGCAGACCCAGCCGUGUACCCGCUCCUCAUACAGAGAGGCACAGAAUCGGGAAUCGCGAAGGGAGCGACGCUUACAGUCGAAGGCUUCGAAGCCGAAGUGCCCUCAGGAGGCCGAGCUGUUAACCCUGCCAUCACCGGUGCUUCAGGGCACAGCGGUCUCCAGCGAGUGCACAUCCCAGUGUCUGCCCAGAAACGUAGCGGCUCUGGGGGGCUCACUACUUCUGAGGAGGUCUCCUAUUACACCGGAGACUGUAGAGAGAGGUUACAGAAUUCAAUUUGGUUCUCCUCCGCCUCGUUUAAACGGGAUCGUUUCCACGGUGGUGGGUCCCGAGCAGGCUCCAGUUCUAGAACAAGAAGUAAAUACUCUGUUGAGGAAGGAGGCCAUCGAGGUGGUCCCUCCUCUCGAAAGAGAUUCCGGGUUCUACAGCCGGAAACUGUAUGCCCUGAAGUGGAAACUCUUCACUUCCUGGUGUAGAGAUCGCCAGCUUGACCCAGUUAACUGCCCGGUCGGUUCAGUGCUAGAGUUCUUGCAGGCUAGAUUCUCUGCAGGGUUGACCCACUCCACCCUGAAGGUGUACGUGGCGGCUAUAACUGCUUACCACGCCCCUCUCGGUGGUCAGUCUGUGGGAAGACACCCCCUGGUUACACGUUUCCUCCGCGUUGCGCUGAGGCCUCCCGUACGACCUCGUGUUCCACCAUGGGACCUGGCCGUGGUCCUGGAGGCUCUCUGUAAACCUCUGUUCAAACCUAUUGAGGAGGUUUCAGAUCGAGUUCUGACACUUAAGACUGUCUUUUUGUUAGCCAUCACUUCACUGAAGAGAGUCGGAGAUUUGCAGGCCUUGUCAGUGGCGCCCUCUUUCCUAGACUUUGCGCCCAGCUUGGCCAAAGCUUUUCUGUACCCCAGGCUGGGGUACGUCCCUAAAAUGCCCUCCUCAGUACCACAGCCCAUCGUAUUUCAGGCUUUCUGUCCUUCCCCCUUUAGGGAGCCUGACCAGCAGAAGCUAAAUUGCAUGUGUCCAGUGCGAGCACUGGAUACAUAUGUCCACAGAGCUGCCAUGUGGAGGAAGUCUGACCAAUUAUUUGUUUGUUAUGGUCCUUCCAAGAGGGGUCUGCCUGCCACUAAGCAGACCCUCAGUAGGUGGAUUGUUGAUGCCAUUACUAUGUCAUAUGAGUCCUCUGGCCUUCCCUCACCCUUAGGGGUCAAGGCUCACUCCACCCGAAGUGUGGCGGCCUCUAAGGCCUUCCUGUCGGGGGUCAAGGCUCACUCCACCCGAAGUGUGGCGGCCUCUAAGGCCUUCCUACGUUUGUCCACUUUUCCCCUGUACUUUACUCAUGCUGAAUUGGGUCUUCUACUCCCCAGGGAUCUUGCUGCCAGAUUACUCCAAAUGAUCCCUGAUAAUGAGAUCUUGUUAGCCAAACUGUGUGCCUUCUACCCUGGCAGCUCUGCCGAAAUCAACAACCUGCACGAAAAGUGUGGUCUACCGACUUUAGAGGAAUGUAAAAAACUUGCUGAAAGUGCACAUGCUGAGGGAGAAAUCUUUCAAGCAGUAAAGUAUUACCUCCUGAGCCCAGAACCAGAAAAAGCUCUUCCCAUUGGGAUCAUGUAUGUCAAAGAGCAGCUGAGCUCUACUGACUGGACAGUGGACUCUGUGUACCACAUCCUAGACCUGCUGAGCUACAUCAGAACAGACCGUCUUAUUCUUCCAAAGAGUAGUGAAGAACGCAAUGAGUUGCUUAUUCUCUGUGGGUAUAUUGGUGCACUAUUAGCCAUUGGGAGACAGUAUUCAAGGAUAGUGCCAGCACUGUAUGAAUACACAAGUCAGCUGCUAAAGCGGAGAGAAGUGGCUGUGCCAUUGCAGAUAGAGCAGUUGUCCAUAGAGUUGGAUGCCUGGAGAGCCUGCACACAAUCCCUCAAAGUGGCAGAUGACACCUCUUACACUCCACCAUCUGAGGCCCAGAAAACGGAGUACAGCCAGCUGUUGAGUCGAAUGAGAGAGGAGCCCAUCAAGGGCCUAGAGGGUCCCGACUAUGUCACUGGCUCUAACUUGCCCAGCCACUCUGAUGUCCAGAUUUCUUGCUUCACUGGCCUCAGGAUACAGGGUCCAGCAUUCUUCCUAGAAGACGGCAAAUCAGCCAUUUCACUAAAUGAUGCCCUGAUGUGGGCAAAAGUAAACCCUUUCUCUCCGUUGGGGACGGGUAUACGCCUCAACCCCUUCUGAGCACAAAUACAACAAAUGUGAGCAGUAUUCUUGCUGGUCUGGCUCUGGAAAGGCGACAACAUUCCCGUUUUCUCUCAGAAUGCUUGAUAUAUGUCAAAAAUCUCAAAACAUUAUUUGAGGCUUUGCCAUUCCAUGCUGUGCUUAUUUCAUUCAGGAUUGCAGCUUAUAUGCAAAGAAUGAGCAAAUGUUGAAUAUACAGUACACAAGGCCAACAGCACAAUUGCGAUGAUAUUUCUUUUAUACAACAGUUCAGUAAACAAGAAGUUAAUAUCAAGUAAUUCAUUAACUAAGUAACUUCUUUUUUUUUUAAAGAAGGCAAAUGGAUUUUGACAAGCAACACAGAGACUGAUUCACUAUAAACAUAGGCAAGCAGAGCGAUAUGUACAGUAAACAAAAACAUGUUAAUUUGAUGCAGGCCAAUCAAAUUAGAGCACCACAGCUAACUGUUGUAUAAAGAGAGAUUUAUGCUAGAUACAGUAAUGAAUGUUACAUCAACAAUGAAUGUUAGCAGGAUAUGUAAUGCCUUUCUUUCUCAUCCUAAAACAUAAGCAGGUUCAGGUAUUUAGGUUUAGAUGUCAUGUUCAGGUCUUAAGGUUGAGAUCUAUAGCCCAAAGAUUGUAAUUCUAGGUGGUACUGUCUCUGGUAUUAUGGAGUAUGAGCAUUUUCAUCAUGCAGCCUGAAUGUUUUGUAGAUCUAGACGUUUUUUAAUUCAAGACUUACAAGGUAUUCAUCUUUUGAUGUUUGCGUAUUUGAUUUCAUGCUGCUUUGACAUUGAAACUGUUUGCUAUGUCUGUUGUCUAUCACAUAUGAACUGAAUAUAUUUACUGACUAGUGAAUAUACACCUUAUUUUAGUAGAACCAAUUACUAGAUUGA